CGUAAUCUGGAGUUGCCAUAUUCGCAAUGGAUAAUUGGAAAAUCAAUGAUGAUGAUGACAAGUCGGCGGCUGGUCCCGCCGCUGCCAAAUUUCUGUCACGGAGGUGCCCCCGCAUUGGUCCUCGGCAUGUUCGUUAUCACAAGCUCGGGGGGACAAUUGCGUCGACAUGCGUUCACGCAAAUAGGCCAGGGGGUUUGGUCCGAGUUGCGCUGCUUCGUUGAUCCACUCUGUUCAGGCAACAAUAUUCUGGACAGACGAAAAGCUUAUCGAUCUCGCCGCUGAUCGUUGAAUUCCUUGAUGUCCUCACAUCCUUGGCUAUACAUACGCACAGCAAGCGAACUACACGAUCCGAUAUUCCUUUUCUUGAGGACCACAGCAUUACACACGUCGAUAACCACAACACUUCUUACACGCAAUCAUGACUGAGCUCAAGGGCGGCAAAUUUCAGCCCGCCGCUGACCCAAGUAUCAACAAAGGUCAAGCCCUUUCCAGACCUGCAUCGGACGCUUCACAUACUGGCACGCUUCGGGACGAUCUGCCCCCAGCUUAUGAUGACCUCCAACCUGGCGGAAACCCCAGCGGUCCGUCAUUUGGAGGUCCCGCUGUCGUUCAAGCAGCAAACUCCUCUCCCGCGACGCAAGCAGACCCAUCUGCACGGCAAAAACUACACCCGAGCGAGGUUGGCCCUACAACAGACCAGCCAUUCCACUUUCCUACCAAUGCCGUACCCGCCUACAAUGCGCUCGACCCGGUACGCCGGCCAUUGGCAAUCCCGCAAUUGCAGCCCAAAGAGACUUCUCCCUUCCUCGAGGCGUAUCCAGUCUGCCUUCUCAGUUUUGGAAUCCCCGAAGAGAGCUGGCUUUCAUUUGUAGAUACCCUGUCCGCUUUCCUCAACGCCGCUGUCGGCACCCAGGCCGUCCAGCAUGCUGUUGACUUAGCGUAUACUCUUGGUGAAGCUCACAAAGAUUGGGCUUUGAGCCAGAAAGACGCCGCCAUGGAUCUUGGCCGGAAGGCCCAACGCGGAGACCUCAUUGGCGUCAUCGGAGGCACCCUCGGCCUGACAUUAGGCACUGCAGGGCAUAUUGUCGACUCGGUCCUCAAAUUUCCAGGACGUCUAGUGAAGCGACCACAGAGCCCACGGGACCGGGCUGAUGCCUAUGUCGCUACCGCUAACAAGGACUGGCUCAAUGCUCGGGGUCUACAUGCUCGCAUUGUGGACACGGAGCAAUUGGCGGAAGUGGCUGAUGCGACACUCGAUGACUUUGUCAAGAGUGCGCGAAAGGCAAAAUCGGUCGGCGAGCAGUUCUCCGGCCUUUCAACGUGGAUCGCGGAAAUGCACAUCGGCGAGGCGAAGGACAUCCGUGCUAAGGGAGACAAGGCGAAGCUGCCGAUGGCAGCAGCACCCGCGCUUGAUAUCACCAAGAAGACCCUGUGGUUGACCAUGCUGAAGCUCGACGAGGAGGAGAUGGCAAUGGCUCAGCAGGGGGUGCCCUUGUGAGGAAUCUACCAUGAAAGGGUAUGAUGGGGAUCGUUUGCUAGGAGCGCAUGAAUCGCACGAACGACGAUGCUCAAAUUUUGAUCCGAGUCCGAUACAUAAUGAUAUAAUUCAUUUUUGAACGAAAUCCAUUCUCAAUAUGGCCUCACAAUUGAGCGAGACCUACGCAGACAUG
Dissoconium aciculare CBS 342.82 is the source of this 1670-nucleotide messenger RNA. RefSeq lists its product as uncharacterized. NCBI's taxonomy places the organism in Eukaryota, Fungi, Ascomycota, Dothideomycetes, Mycosphaerellales, Dissoconiaceae. The record is from RefSeq and is a predicted model, not a curated record. The transcript has a single exon. Bases 419 to 1498 code for a protein of 359 amino acids.